Molecule: messenger RNA, 1036 nt
Organism: Chiloscyllium plagiosum (whitespotted bambooshark)
Lineage: Eukaryota; Metazoa; Chordata; Chondrichthyes; Orectolobiformes; Hemiscylliidae
Product: coatomer subunit zeta-1-like
Biological process (GO): intracellular protein transport; intra-Golgi vesicle-mediated transport; retrograde vesicle-mediated transport, Golgi to endoplasmic reticulum
Cellular component (GO): COPI vesicle coat
Source: RefSeq, a predicted model, not a curated record
CUACUGCAACAUGGAUCCGUCAGCGCUGGUAUGGGGUGUACAUUUCAACUAUCUUUCUUCCAUUGUUUAGGUCAUGUCACUUUCGGUGGAUGAUGCCUUGGUGAAACAGAUUGAGCCAUCUCUCUACACUGUCAAAGCAAUCAUCAUCCUGGACAAUGAUGGGGAGCGUCUACAUGCCAAGUAUUAUGAUGAUGCGUAUCCUUCCACCAAGGAACAGAGGAACUUUGAAAAGAAUAUUUUUAGCAAGACACAUAAAAGUGACAGCGACAUUGCAUUCCUGGAAGGAUUGACCAUCAUCUAUAAAAGUUCGGUCGAUUUGUACAUUUACAUCGUGGGGAACUCACAGGAAAAUGAGCUCAUGUUAAUGGCCGUUCUCAACUGCCUGUUCGACUCUUUGAGCCAAAUGUUACGGAAAAAUGUAGAGAAGAAAUCUCUAAUGGAGAAUAUGGAUGGGUUGCUGCUUAUCUUGGAUGAGGUUGUGGAUGGCGGGGUCAUUCUGGAGAGUGAUCCACAACAGGUCAUUCAGAAAGUGAAUUUCAGGGUUGAUGAUACUCCUUUAACAGAGCAAAGUAUGGCACAGCAAAUCUCCAGGAGGCUUGGAGUCACUAACAAUGUCCUUCAGUCAGCAAAGGAUCAGAUCAAAUGGUCACUGUUAAAAUGAAGCAGGAAUCUUACCCUUUUCCCAGCUGCCAUUUUCUACUCUCCCCAACCCGUCCAACAAAUCCAGAUCCAAACUGUGACACAGGUGUUUGGCACAUACAAUUGAGAAAGGCAGAUCUGAUCAAGACCUCUUCUCCACUGCUGGACACUUCCUGGAUUUCACCCUGGAGUCAAACACCAGCUUGUUCUAAGAAAAGAGAGAGAACUUUGUAUUUAUAUAGCACCUUUAUCACAGCGUCAGGACAUCCUGAACUACUUUACAGGCAACAAAAUUUAUUUUGGAAGGUGUAGUGACUGUUGUAAUGCAGGAACUGUGACUGUGAAUUAGCCUGUGAUGCAGUCAGCUCCCACAGUAUGAUAAAUGGUCUGAUCAUUA